Messenger RNA from Pelobates cultripes (western spadefoot toad), 317 nucleotides. NCBI's taxonomy places the organism in Eukaryota, Metazoa, Chordata, Amphibia, Anura, Pelobatidae. The record is from the annotation of a GenBank genome assembly.
GCUACGGUGAAGGCUUUCUUAAAAAUUGAGAGUAACAUUGCAAUACACCAGGAAUAUCUGUGGAAAAUGAAUUUUGCUGAAUCCAAAUGUUGUCAACGUCCAAGUCCUCCCAAUGUGUCUGCCAUAAUCACCUUUGGAUUUUUUUACAGUUUUUUGUUCGUCAUGAUACUUUUGCAAGCCUACGCACAUCGAUUGCGCAGAAAAAUUUCGGCAUUGUUUUACCCGAAACGAGAGGAGGAACGAGUUUUGUAUCUCCUUGAAAAAAUAAUACACAAGCAUGCUGUGGAUGAUAUGUAUCAAACUAAUGCUCCAUUUGA